Molecule: messenger RNA, 912 nt
Organism: Naegleria fowleri
Lineage: Eukaryota; Heterolobosea; Eutetramitea; Acrasida; Naegleriidae
Exons: 2
Coding region: 1-912 (303 amino acids)
Molecular function (GO): hydrolase activity, acting on carbon-nitrogen (but not peptide) bonds, in linear amides
Source: RefSeq, a predicted model, not a curated record
AUGAUGAAAAUUGCGUUGGCUCAACUCCGAUCGACCAAUAAUCAAGCCUUUAAUUUUUCAGUGUGCGAGAAAUUGAUCAGAGAGGCUUCUCAGUACCAUCAGGCUUCUUUGAUUUGUUUUCCUGAAUGUUUUGCAUUUAUGGGAAAUAAUGCAUAUGAAACUCUUGCUCAUGCUAGUUCAUUAGAUUCGGAACUAUUUAAAAAUUAUAAAAAUUUGGCAAGAAAAUAUGACAUUAAUAUUAGUUAUGGUGGUUGGCAUGAGACUUCUCCACUCAAUCAAAACAAAAUCUUUAAUUCUCAUGUGUUGGUGAAUACUCAGGGAGAAAUUGUUAAUGUUUAUAGAAAAGUUCAUCUUUUUGACUUGAAUACUGAGAAGGUGAAAUUGAAAGAAUCUGAAAUUACUGAGUCUGGACAAGAAUUAUUGGUGGAUGACAAUGGGUCCUUAUUUUCUAAAGAUUUAAUAGUUGGGCUGAGUAUUUGCUACGACUUGCGAUUUCCAGAGUUGUUUAUUUUGCAAAGAAAAUUGAGAGAUGUUAAAAUUAUGUUGAUACCUGCCGCUUUUACCAAAUAUACAGGAGAGCUGGGUCAUUGGAAGAUUUUACUUCAGGCGAGAGCAAUUGAAAAUCAAUGCUUUGUAGUUGCCGCUGCUCAGGUGGGAAAACAUAACUCUAGAAGAGAGUCUUAUGGACAUUCGUUGAUUAUUGACCCAUUAGGCAACAUAUUGUUAGAUUUGGGCCAACAAGAAACAGCGUUUGACUUGGAAAAGCAAGAGAGCCAACCUUUUGAGGGAGUUUUGGGAGUAGUUGACAUGUCAACAUGGCCUUCUCAGUUAUGUACAGUAAGAGAGGGAAUGCCUGUGUUUGAACAUAAGCGAAAUGACUUGUAUCAUCUUGAUGUCACAAAAAAGCAGUAG